UGCGUCAGCCUGUCAGUCGGCGCAGAAGCGGGGAAGAUCGUGGUUCGUAUAAUGAAGAGAGCAGUUGCAUAACCAGCCUUCCCUCUGAACGUUUCUAUGUGCGCGAUUGUUUCAUCGCAAAAGUGGGCGUAACAAGUUGUGCAGAGCGAUUGGUACACAAGUGCAAGUUAUUGUUUGCUCUUCAACCCUUCCCAGUUUUAGUGAAUUUUCAAGUGAAGUGUGUUGUUUUUGUGUAAUUAGUGUUGCCGAGGGCGUCACGACGGCUUCUCUACCGGAGUAUCGUUGGGACGAGAACAACAAUGGAUUCACCGCAGAUGUAUGACAGUACACAUCCUUCAGCCAUCAAUUCCGCCGACGUUCACGCCAUCAACUCCAGUAAGAAAUCAGUGGUGAACACUAAUAAUAACAACAUUGCAGCAAUCAACAACAAUACCAAUAAAUCUGCUGCUACUCUGCUGACAAAACAGCAUCAUCAGUUUCAUCACACUGACCAUCAGGGCGAGCUGGCAGACUUAAAUACCCCCGAAAUUUCUCUUGACCUCCAAAACUUGAUUGACGACAGUCAGUUCAACGACGGUCUGUUCACAGAUAUCCUGAAUCCUACUAAAACAAAUACUCAUCCUAGUUCCAUAGCCCAUCAUCAGUCUGUGCGAGGACACAAUACCCUGAUCCAGGGCAGUUACCCACGAACCACUCUUGCGUACAUGCCCCAGCCUGUUCAUUCAGGAGCGUCAAGUUACAACACAGCCAACACAACCAACAACAACUCAAACGCAUCUAUUUCCUCGGAUAACUCUUCGGCAUCCUCAGUCAGUGUUCCAAGCAUCAAAGAAGAGCCAGUUGACCCAGCGGACUUCAGAAACGCUUGUCAGCAGCAGAAUAUCACGUCCGGCACCACGGCAGCCGUUCCCGUCCCGUAUUCGACUUCUUAUUCGCCGCCUUCUGGCGCCGGAAGUAAUUUUGUCAGUAACGGCGCCGGAUCAACGUUCACGGCGUUGACACCUUCAACAGUACCCGGCGCUGCCUCCAAUGUCCAUCACCAACACUCGUCUCUAAUUGGAUUAGGGAAAAAUAUUGCCCUCUCUAAAACCACUCCGCACCACCACCACCAUCACCAUAGCAACAACAGGAAGAGUGGAAAAUCCGUGGAUAAAGCAAGCGACGAAUACCGGAGACGUCGUGAAAGAAAUAACAUCGCAGUGCGAAAAUCACGAGAGAAGGCGAAGCUUCGUUCGAGAGAAACCGAGGAAAAAGUUAAACUCCUUGUCAAAGAGAACGAACGUCUGCAGAAACGAAUCGAACUUCUGAGCGAGGAAUUGAACGUUCUUCGGUCUUUGUUUGCUAAUGUGGGCGUUGUACCAGAGCAUCUCCACAGGGAGAUCAACAGACACCUGGACACUGUACAGCAACAGCAGCAUCAGGGAUUAUGAGAAACGGACCCCGGGACUUUGGCGGAAUCCAUGGACCAGAUGCAAUGGCAACAUCAUGAAGAAUGGUCUUCUGUUGCCAGCGAUUUGCCGAUCUCGUGCCAGUGGCAACACCACCAAGGCUUAUAAGCGUUCGAACCCGUGCCUUCAGCAUUCAUUUAUCCGUCAUCAAAGUGCCCGUGGUAGCUUUAUAUUAGAAGAGAGAAAUCAGUAUCUAGAGUAUGUCAUAUUCAUUAGUGGUAAUAUUAUGAAUUGCAAUCAAGAAUGUGAAUACGAGUGGUUAGUUUUCAAUAAGGAAUCAUGUGCCUGCUGCAGAUCAGUUCUUUCAUGGCAGUGUAGAGACUCCAUUCAAGUAAGCGCUCGAAUGUACCCUGCUAAUGCUGUCACUUACAUAUGUACAGUUUAUGGUUGUGAGCGUAGCAUUCGUUGGGUACAUAUCAGUAAGCAAGAACUACAUACACAUUGCUCAUCGAGUGAUUUGCACCUAGGGUUUUGCCGUGAUAUAGCGGAGUGUUGUGAAACGAAGUACUUCAACAACCAUUCGAAAAUUCAACUGUUUUCAUAUUAUCACAGUGGCAGAAUAAAUGAACAUCCUUCAAAGCAGGAACGAAACUAUUAUGUGCCUGGUACAGUGUGUUACAGAAACGACCGCAGUAAGGUAAGCCUGUUAUUUCUGAACACUUUGGCGCAGAAAGACAUAAACUGUGGUAUUCAGCAUUAUGGAUCUCACACAUGUGACAGUGAAACCAGAGCUGAGGUGUUGACCACAGAGUUCUGCAGUUUUACAUUCAUUUUGGUUGAAAGUUCUAAGAAGUACCUUUAUACUCUGUAUGAGAUAACUGAAAUUCUGUGCCUUCUGAAAAAUGCAACGUACCAUAGGUACAUCGUAAUUGGUGUGAAAGUGAUACAUAGUGUUGGUAAAUGCAGCAGAUUGAAACGC
Cryptotermes secundus is the source of this 2367-nucleotide messenger RNA. Its product is annotated as CCAAT/enhancer-binding protein. NCBI's taxonomy places the organism in Eukaryota, Metazoa, Arthropoda, Insecta, Blattodea, Kalotermitidae. Gene Ontology annotation, molecular function: DNA-binding transcription factor activity, RNA polymerase II-specific; RNA polymerase II cis-regulatory region sequence-specific DNA binding. Gene Ontology annotation, biological process: regulation of transcription by RNA polymerase II; DNA-templated transcription. The transcript is spliced from 2 exons. The record is from RefSeq and is a predicted model, not a curated record. Bases 300 to 1430 code for a protein of 376 amino acids.